GUCUGCUAAUGGGAUGUAGUGUUUUGUUAAUAUCGUUGUUGGCAUUAUAAUCACAUGUAAUAGGCAUUGUUGUUUUGUCUUCCUCAGUAUUUAGGCUGUGUCAUUUUUAUAACAAAUUUAUUUGCUUUAGGUUCUUUUUAAUUAAAGCUGUGCGGCAAGUUUACGCCACAGUACCGCACUGCUGUUGAUUAUAAAAUGUGUAUAUAAUUUUAAGAAAGACUAGUACUCGUCAAAUUCGCAGUAUGAGAGCGAUUGCUGUAUCUGUGUGGAUAUUUAUAAAUUUGGUUUUUAUAGGAAUGUGUGGCUAUAUUUAUUUAUUGUGGUCACAAUACUGGCAAUAUGUGGAAAGACAGCAUAAUCAGUUAGCUGGUAUUAUUAACAAUAAUCACAACAUUUAUAGCAGUAAUGGUCAGAUCUAUUUUUAUUAUCACGGUUCGUCAGAAACUAUUUCAAUGGGAGUCAGCUCUAACAGAGAGAAUCAAACUGUCAAAAAUUAUGUAACAAAUAAGAGUUCUCCAAGACAUCACUUAAGAAGCAGAUCAAAUAAAACGUCGACUACAGUCAUUAAAAAAUACAGUCAACCACGGUUUCCUAAACUCCGAGGUAUGGACACAGACGUAGAGAGCCAAGGACCGAGGUGCAGCGGUGACUCUUCAGAAUGCCUUGCUUCGUCAGACUUACCGUUGGUAAAUGACAAACUCUCAACAAGGGUUGCCACAUAUAAAAGUCAACUCGUAGUUCAACUGCGUCGAGUUUUGUUGGAAGAGAGUAGCGUUUUUAAAGCUCGUGGAGAUGGUAAUAACCCUUACAAUGUUCAAUAUGCUGGCCCAAGAGGGUCAUACCAAGGCAAAAGUGUUCACGAAUUAGUUUGUGAGCUGCAGAACAAAGUAAAAAUCCGAACUCUUUCAGAGAAUGAUGAACCCUUUUCAACACUUGGUCUUAGUAAGCAGUUUCCAGAUGAACCUCUUUUAGGAAAACCAGGCAAGCAUUUCAACACAUGUGCAAUUGUUACUAAUGCUGGCUCUUUAGAUGGAUCAGGACUUGGUAACUUUAUAGAUACACAUGAUGUUGUUCUGAGGUUCAACCAUGCACCAACAGAAGGUUAUGAAUCUGAUGUUGGAUCAAAGACAACUCUGCGCAUUCUUAAUUCACAGGUUGUAUCAAAACCUGAAUUCAAUUUCCUUACAUCAGCACUUUAUCAAGGUAUCUCUCUCCUUGCUUGGGAUCCAAGUAAUUACUCAUCAUCUCUUGAAGAGUGGUAUGAAAAUCCUGAUUUUGAUGUUUUCACCCCAUACUUCAAACACCGAGAAAAGUUUCCAGAUGCAGUGUUUCACUUGCUGGAUCCACGCUCACAGUGGCUUCUAUGGGAAUACAUACAGAGCCACAUUCCUGUACGUAUAAGAAAAAAUCCACCAUCUUCAGGAUUCUUAGGACUUGCACUAUUGCUUCCACAUUGUGCAUAUGUUGAUCUGUUUGAAUAUGUGCCCUCUGUGCGACUGACAAAACGAUGUCAUUACUGGGAUGUAGCUGAAGACCUUUCAUGUACAUUUGGUGUUUGGCAUCCUCUGGCAGCAGAGAAGCUUUUAGCAUUGGCUCUCAACACAGCAAAUGAUGUGGCUGUUUUCUAUGAUGGUUAUGUAAGAGUCCCUGGAUACAAAACAUUGGGAUGUUGAUCUUGUUUAUUUAUGUUUUCUUAAUAACUUCUUCUUCUUCUAACAACUAUUGUUAUUCACAAGAAAGAAAUAUUUAUAUAUAUUACAAUAAAUGAUAAUUUUCAAAUUUUAUUUUCAUGAAAUAGUUUUAUAAUGAUAUCUAGUUUGUCUUAUGUACUGUAUUGACACUAACAGACUCCUCAAAAUAAAUUCAUGUUUUGAUAACACACAGCCCCACUCAUUUUAAAGCAAAUUCCUCAAAACAGAAACAUCUAGUUUGUGAUCUUGGACAAAUUAAACUAAAGUGAAGUGUACAAAUACAAAUUUAGUACCACUGUAGUGUUAACAGUCAGGUCACUUUAUUCAACGAAUUUACUCUAUUUCCAAGGUGGCACAGCAUUUCUCAGUAAUGAUUUGGGAAAAUGCAAAAUGAAAUCAGAGACAAAUCUUUAAUGCAGGUGAUAUCAUUAAUUAUACCUAGAUAAAAACUAAAAAACUGAAUCAGGCAGACAUUGCAAAUUAAAUAUAAGGAAGAAAGUCAUCAUGUAACCUCCGGUGUGAGGUUUACCAAAUGAUGUAUAUGAGUAUGAGUGUCCUUUUAAAUUUUUUGAAUAUUUACAGAAUUGCUAUUACAAAAGAUGAGCUAUUGUCUUGUUGGUAACUUACAAUUUGAUAGGAAGUAGCAUUGUGGUUAUGAACAGUCACUAUCAUUUCUGUGAUGCACCAAACAAAAUUAGUGUAGUUCAGUACUUUGUUAUCACAUAAUUGUGGUCAAUAGCAGGAAGGGGAAAUAUGUUUCAUAACUUACGACAGAAGUAGUUUUCAGCCUGACUUACAGUAACAGACACCAUAGUUUCUAGCAAUUUCAUGUAAUGUAAAUAUCAAGUCUCAUUAUCUAUAGGAGUAGUUUUAUUUUUUAUUUGGAGUAUGGAUUUUGUUACAGAUGUGUACAGGAUUUUAACGAUGGAAUGAUUGUUUAUUCAUCAUUAUCGUAACUGAGUAUGCUACGUUAUGUUCAACUCAUAACAAUUCCAAAGGGGGUUACUUUAUGCCCACCUUUUUUAAUUAUUGUAAUCUAGGCAUGUACUUUAUAUUUUAAAAUUAUGGAGGAAAUAUUUAUUAUUUUCACUGAAUGCUUCUACCAAAUUCUUUAGUUGUAUUAAUUUUUUGAGGUUGACUUAAUCCAAAAAUUGAAGUGUAAUUGAUGUGUAGUAAUAGAUGCAACAUUUUACAGUGGAUGCCAUAUUCAAUAAUUUCAGGUCUGGACCAUACUUAGACAUCAGAAUCUUUUUAAAAAGUAUG
Schistocerca americana (American grasshopper) is the source of this 2954-nucleotide messenger RNA. RefSeq names its product beta-galactoside alpha-2,6-sialyltransferase 2 (gene SiaT). The transcript has 4 exons. Bases 243 to 1673 code for a protein of 476 amino acids. NCBI's taxonomy places the organism in Eukaryota, Metazoa, Arthropoda, Insecta, Orthoptera, Acrididae. The record is from RefSeq and is a predicted model, not a curated record. Gene Ontology annotation, molecular function: sialyltransferase activity.